AUCUUGCUCUUAAUCUCGCAGCGCAGUGACGGAGACGACUCGAGACAUGGACAAGCAUUGCAUCAUUGAGUUUGAUGGAGCUUCGAAAGGAAACCCAGGAAGAGCUGGUUCAGGAGCUGUUCUGCGUGAUUCAGAUGGAAGUGUCAUCGCCUCCUACCGUGAAGGAUUAGGCACUGCAACAAGCAACCAGGCGGAAUAUCGAGGUCUGAACCGUGGUUUGGAGGCUGCUCGCGAAAAAGGGUAUACACACGUGAAGGCCUAUGGGGACUCUGAGCUUGUCGUUAAGCAGACGCGGGGUGAAUGGCAAGUCAGACACCCGAGAAUGGCAGAGCAGUGGAAGCAGACGAACGAGCUUAAGAACCAAUUCAAGUCAUUCGAUAUCACCCAUGUUCCCAGGGAAUACAACUCUGAAGCUGAUAGCCAUGCAAACAGCGCCACCUAUCUCCAAGAUGGCCAGGUCCAAGAGAUUCCAGGCAAGAAGAGCUACUACUGAAGUAGAGAGAGAUCUUCAUCUUCCACAUGCUUUGAAUAACAUGCUUUUCCUUUUCUUCUUCACUUCAGAUAAACAUGUUUUCAAUCU
Messenger RNA from Arabidopsis arenosa, 580 nucleotides. The record is from the annotation of a GenBank genome assembly. Lineage: Eukaryota; Viridiplantae; Streptophyta; Magnoliopsida; Brassicales; Brassicaceae.